Messenger RNA from Moneuplotes crassus, 278 nucleotides. NCBI's taxonomy places the organism in Eukaryota, Ciliophora, Spirotrichea, Euplotida, Euplotidae. The record is from the annotation of a GenBank genome assembly.
UUUUAAUUAAAUCAAACCACUUCUAAAAAUACCUAAUCUCUCAAAUAGAUGGACGCUACCGAAGGAUUCCAACUUUAUUACUUGGGCAACCAGAAGGCAGAGAGUGACUCUAGAGUUACCACUAGCCUUAACAAGACAACUAAAUAUUCAUACAGAAACGAACCCAACAGUUCCUUAAUCUGGAACGAAAGAAGAAAGACUUCAGAGGAAUUUGAGAAUCGUGAUUUGGAGAGAUACUUGAGCUUGCCAAAGGAAUGGCGUGGAUCUUACAUCUAACC